This is a messenger RNA of Toxorhynchites rutilus septentrionalis, 1645 nucleotides long. Its product is annotated as carboxypeptidase B-like. The coding region runs from base 229 to 1614 and encodes 461 amino acids. Gene Ontology annotation, biological process: proteolysis. The record is from RefSeq and is a predicted model, not a curated record. Gene Ontology annotation, molecular function: zinc ion binding; metallocarboxypeptidase activity. NCBI's taxonomy places the organism in Eukaryota, Metazoa, Arthropoda, Insecta, Diptera, Culicidae. The transcript has 4 exons.
CACUUUUGCGCGCCACGACAACGGGACUAUCCAGACCUGGGACUCGUUGGGCUCGGCUCGUUGGACAACUUGGUUCUUGGUCGGCACGGAGAAAGCACCUUAUAUAAAGGGGGACGGGAUGGACUCUUCGUUGUUCAGUCGGGCGAGGAUCUUAAUCGCGGAAGUGUCGAUCGGUGGUUUGUUUUUGUCGUUUGCGUUGGCGUGAAGUGACGGGAUUAUUAUGCAGUGAUGGAGAAAAUGAAGCCAGUGAACCUGUUCUCAAUUAUUCUCACAAUAACGGUGUUAGUGAUUAAUUUGUCUGACCCAGUUUUCGGAUUAUCGACGGCCCAACGACGAAGUUCGGAUGUUUUGAUUGUGGAGGGAGAAGGUUCGUCAGAAACAGUUUUGGAGGAAACUGUCAAUCAGGAAUCUGAGCCAAAGGUGAUAAAAUAUGACGGAGCUCAACUGUGGCGCAUCGAAUACGAUGAUCAGCUGAAGAAGAAUGCGGUUGGGGAACUGCAAGAUAAAUUCGAGGCGGCCAUGUGGAACUACAACACCACCUCGGUGGACAUCUUCCUCAAACGAUCCAAACUGGUGGAAGCCCGGAACCUCCUCCAGGAUGCGAAAGUUCCCUUCGAUGUGGUGAUCGACGAUAUGCAGAAGGCAAUCGACCAGGAAAAUCCUCCCAAAGACCAACUCGAGCUGUGGGAGAACCGCGACGGGUACCGCAUGACAUGGACCGCCUAUCAUCGCCUGGCGGAUAUCUACGAGUUUAUGGAUUACCUCGCCGUAACGUACCCGGAUCUGUGCAGCGUUCGCACCAUUGGCAAAUCCGUCGAAGGUCGAGAUCUGAAGGUACUUCGCAUCUCCAACGGGAACCCAUCCAACAAAGCCAUUUGGAUCGACGGUGGAAUCCAUGCGCGCGAGUGGAUCAGUCCGGCUGUUGUAACGUACAUCGUACACUUCUUGCUCGAAGAAUGGGACGACCAGCCAGAGUAUGUACAUGGUGUCGAUUUUUACAUCUUGCCGGUCCACAAUCCAGAUGGAUACGAAUACUCCCACAUGUACGAUAGAUUGUGGCGUAAGAACAGAAGAAGGUCCAGCAUUAUUCAAUGCGUUGGCGUUGAUCUGAACCGAAACUAUGGACACAAGUGGGGUGGCCAAGGUGCCUCGAGACAGCCGUGUUCGGAAAUCUUUGCCGGAAAGGGCCCAUUCUCGGAGCCUGAAACGAAGGCCGUGGAAAAUUUUAUGAAAACUACAGCGGCACCCUUCAAAGCAUACGUUACAUUCCACAGCUAUGGACAAUACAUCCUUUAUCCAUGGGGAUACAACCAGGAGGUUCCCGAAGAUCAUAAAGAUUUGCAAGCGAUUGGGCAACAGGCGGCACAGACUAUACAACAAUCCUCGGGAUCCUCAUACACUGUUGGCCCAUCCGGAAAAACCCUCUAUCCCGCAUCGGGAGGUUCCGAUGAUUGGGCCCGCGGUACACACAACAUCAAGUAUGCCUACACGGUCGAGCUGAGAGACACUGGACGACAUGGUUUCGUGCUACCAGCUAAUCAAAUUCUACCAACGGCUUCCGAAGCAGUUGCCUUCGUCAGUGUCAUAGCCAAUGCCAUUUCAAACCUCAAUUGAUUCACACGAUUUAUAACUAUUCUAAAAAAUA